UAUUGUGCUCUUAUGGCAGCUUCCACUCUAUCUGAUCCUCUUUGCUCAGAAGCUUAUUGAGGCUCCUCUAGGCUCUAAGUUGAAUCGGUGCGUGGUACUUACAAGAAAUAAUUAACGGCACUGCACGAGAAAAGAGUAAUAAUGGCUUUAACAUGGAUCGAUAAGUACAAGCUGAUUACCAGAAAUUUAGCCGAAUGGCUGGGAGAUGAGAAACUUAAAAGUAUCCUAAAAGAACGUAAUUUAAGACUGUAUUGGGGUACAGCUACAACAGGAAAGCCUCACAUUGGCUAUUUUGCUCCCAUGUUUAAGAUAGCCGAUUUUUUACGGGCAGAAACCGAGGUAACAAUUCUUUUCGCAGAUCUUCAUGCAUAUUUAGAUAACAUGAAAGCACCUUGGGAGCUUCUAGAGCUUCGUACUCAAUAUUAUGAGGCUGUGAUCAAAGCAAUAUUCAAGUCAAUCAACGUACCAUUGGAUAAAUUAAAAUUUGUCAAAGGCACAGACUACCAAUUGUCUAAAGAAUAUUCUUUGGAUGUAUAUCGUUUGAGCUCAUUGGUAACGGAGCAUGAUGCGAAGAAAGCAGGAGCCGAAGUCGUUAAGCAAGUCUCUAAUCCACUAUUGUCGGGUCUUCUUUACCCGGGUCUACAAGCCCUUGACGAACAUCACUUAAAGGUGGAUGCGCAAUUUGGUGGUGUCGAUCAAAGAAAGAUCUUUACUUUUUCAGAAAAAUAUCUAUCAAUGUUAGGUUAUGAAAAACGAAUUCAUCUGAUGAAUCCAAUGAUUCCUGGCUUGACAGGUGCUAAGAUGUCUUCAUCCGAAGAAGAUUCGAAGAUCGAUUUGUUGGAUAAUCCUGCAGCAGUAAAGAAAAAGCUGAAAAAAGCAUUUUGUGAGCCUGGAAACAUCACAGAUAACGGAGUUCUAGCAUUCUCUAAACAUGUUAUAUUUCCAUUAUUUAAAGAUGAUGAAGUUUUUAAUGUAUCAAGAACUGCAGAAUUCGGCGGUGACAUAUCCUUUUCUAAAUACGAGGAUUUAGAAGCUGCCUUUGCAAACCAAGAAAUACAUCCUGGUGAUUUAAAAAAUGCUGUAGAAGUGUAUAUUAACAGACUUCUUGAUCCGAUACGAAAGGAAUUCGAAACAAAUUUGAAACUGAAAUCGCUUGCAAGCAAGGCGUAUCCUCCACAGAAACAAAAAACUGCGGAGGUGGAAAUUACUCCUUCAAGAUUAGAUAUUCGAGUGGGCAAAAUAAUCGAAGUGAAGAAACAUCCCGAUGCAAACUCAUUAUACGUCGAGAAAAUAGAUUUAGGUGAAUCAAAUGGUCCACGUACUAUAGUUAGUGGUUUAGUUAAUUUUGUGCCUUUAAACGAGAUGGAAAACAGGAUGGUAGUAGUUCUUGCUAAUUUAAAGCCAGCAAAUCUCAGGGGAAUUUCAUCUCAUGGAAUGGUUCUUUGUGCCUCAGUUGAAGAACCAGUUAAACAAGUAGAGCCUUUAAGGCCACCUGCAGAUAGCAAACCUGGCGAUAAAAUUGUUAUCGACGGAUACGAAGAUGGAGUUGCGGAUGAAGUGUUAAAUCCAAAGAAAAAAGUAUGGGAGAAGCUGCAGGUGGAUCUUCUAGUGAAUGGAGAUGGCAUCGCUUGUUGGAAUGGAAAUACAUUACUUACCUCGAUGAAUGGCAAGAUAAUAUGUGACACGUUAAGAAACGUUCCGAUUAAAUAAUGCAUUCAUUGUUAACUUUAACGUUUAUUAUACUGGCCAACUAUGCUAUUGUUUAUACUUUUGUAAAAUUUUUGUCUUUCUCUUAUUUUUUUAAACAUUUUUUAACGAACGUAAAUACAAGUGCACUAUCAAUUUAAGAAAUUUGACCAAAUUGUAUUUAUAUAAAAGUAUAAUAAGUUCAAUAAACGAAUUAUGUAAGAUGUUAUCAAUAAAAAAUUUAUUAUUAGAGCGCAAGUUCUCUAAAAGAUGCUAAAUUGUUAAAAAAAUUGCGAAACAUUUCGACUAUACUAAAUUUUCUUCAGUUACUUACAUAACAAGUAAAACGUAUUAACAAAAAAGUAAUUUCACAGACGUUAGAAAAAUGUAUUGAACAAAUGUAUAAAUAAAUUUAACAAAUGAUUU
Monomorium pharaonis (pharaoh ant) is the source of this 2112-nucleotide messenger RNA. It is a transcript of the gene TyrRS, whose product is annotated as tyrosine--tRNA ligase, cytoplasmic. Lineage: Eukaryota; Metazoa; Arthropoda; Insecta; Hymenoptera; Formicidae. The record is from RefSeq and is a predicted model, not a curated record. The coding region runs from base 142 to 1710 and encodes 522 amino acids. Gene Ontology annotation, molecular function: ATP binding; tRNA binding; tyrosine-tRNA ligase activity. Gene Ontology annotation, biological process: tyrosyl-tRNA aminoacylation. The transcript has 8 exons.